UCUUCACAUUGCCCUCAACAAAAAUGGCCGCUUCGGCGGGAGGCGGAACUUUUGUUGACAGCUCCUGAGGCGGUGGGGAGGGUUUCCCGGUUGCACACUUCAUCUCUUCCCAUGUGUUUGUGCUGUAGGGGAGGCAGGCAUGGAUGUGCUGGCUGAGGAGUUUGGGACUCUCACCCAGGAGCAAAUCAUAGCGCCUGUGGAUACUGUGGAGGAAAAAUGGAAAUUACUACCUGCUUUUCUAAAGGUGAAGGGUCUGGUCAAGCAGCACAUAGAUUCAUUCAACUACUUCGUCAAUGUGGAGAUUAAAAAAAUAAUGAAAGCCAAUGAGAAGGUGACGAGUGAUGCCGAUCCCAUGUGGUAUUUAAAGUACCUCAAUAUAUAUGUGGGUGUUCCAGAUGUGGAAGAGAGCUUCAAUGUGACCAGACCAGUAUCGCCGCAUGAGUGUCGUCUCAGAGAUAUGACCUACUCGGCACCAAUUACAGUUGAUAUUGAGUACACAAGGGGCAGCCAAAGGAUUAUCCGAAACGCCUUACCUAUCGGCAGAAUGCCGAUCAUGCUGCGGAGUUCCAACUGUGUUCUCAUGGGCAAGACUCCAGCGGAAUUUGCCAAACUGAAUGAAUGUCCACUGGAUCCAGGAGGUUACUUUAUUGUUAAAGGAGUAGAAAAAGUAAUCUUGAUUCAGGAACAGCUCUCCAAGAACAGGAUUAUCGUGGAGGCUGACAGGAAGGGGGCCGUGGGGGCCUCGGUUACAAGCUCUACCCAUGAGAAGAAAAGCAGAACCAACUUAGUGAUGAAACAGGGACGAUUCUAUCUGAAGCACAAUACCUUGUCAGAAGACAUUCCUAUUGCCAUUAUAUUCAAGGCAAUGGCCGUCGAAAGUGACCAAGAAAUUGUACAAAUGAUUGGGACAGAGGAGCACGUGAUGGCGGCUUUUGGGCCAAGUCUGGAGGAAUGCCAGAAAGCUCAGAUCUUUACCCAGAUGCAGGCUUUAAAGUAUAUUGGCAAUAAAGUCAGAAGGCAGAGGAUGUGGGGCGGAGGAGGACCGAAAAAGUCCAGAGUAGAUGAAGCUCGUGAGCUCCUUGCGUCAACCAUACUGACUCAUGUUCCGGUGAAGGAAUUCAAUUUCAGAGCAAAGUGCAUCUACACUGCGGUGAUGGUCCGGAGGGUGAUCCUGGCCCAGGGAGAAAAUAAAGUUGAUGAUAGAGAUUAUUAUGGAAAUAAGAGAUUGGAGCUGGCAGGACAGCUUCUCUCUCUCCUCUUUGAAGACUUAUUCAAAAAGUUCAACUCCGAGAUGAAGAAGAUCGCCGACCAGGUCAUUCCUAAGCAGAGAGCCGCGCAAUUUGACGUUGUGAAACACAUGCGUCAAGAUCAGAUCACCAAUGGCAUGGUGAAUGCCAUCUCUACGGGAAAUUGGUCACUGAAGAGAUUUAAGAUGGACCGUCAAGGAGUGACGCAGGUGCUAUCUAGGUUGUCUUACAUAUCCGCCUUGGGUAUGAUGACGAGAAUAUCGUCUCAGUUUGAAAAGACGAGAAAAGUCAGUGGCCCCCGAUCCUUGCAGCCUUCUCAGUGGGGUAUGCUGUGCCCUUCUGAUACUCCUGAGGGAGAGGCUUGUGGUUUAGUUAAAAACCUUGCACUUAUGACACACAUCACUACCGAUAUGGAGGAUGGGCCUAUUAUUAAAUUGGCCAGUAACCUUGGAGUGGAAGAUGUCAGUCUGCUGUGUGGCGAAGAGCUGGCUUACUCCAACAUCUUUAUUGUCUUCCUCAAUGGUAAUAUUCUUGGGGUUAUUCGAGACCACCAGAAGUUGGUGAACACUUUCCGAUUGAUGAGGCGAGCGGGUUACAUCAAUGAAUUUGUCUCCAUCUCCACCAACCUGUCGGACAGAUGUGUGUACAUCUCCUCGGAUGGGGGGCGGCUCUGCAGGAGAAUUUUAUCUAUUGUGGAUUAUGUAAGCUUGGAGUGGCUGCAGAGACCUCUGGUUUCAUCACCUUUCACCACGUUUAUCAUUGCUGUACUUGGGUCGAGUACAACUACAUCUGGGACUAUUGGCUACAACCAGAGGAAUAGAAUCGACACGUUAAUGUACUUACUGGCCUAUCCGCAAAGGCCGAUGGUGAAGACAAAGACUAUUGAACUCAUAGACUUUGAGAAGCUUCCAGCCGGACAGAACGCCACAGUGGCCGUGAUGAGUUACAGCGGUUAUGAUAUUGAGGACGCCCUGGUGUUAAAUAAAGCCUCUUUAGAUAGAGGCUUUGGACGUUGCCUUGUGUACAAAAAUGCCAAAUGCACCCUGAAACGCUACAGUAACCAAACGUUUGAUAAAGUGAUGGGACCGAUGCUCGAUGCCACCACGCGCAAGCCCAUCUGGAGGCAUGAAAUUUUAGACGCCGAUGGCAUCUGUUCACCAGGGGAGAAAGUGGAAAACAAACAAGUGCUGGUCAACAAGUCCAUGCCCACUGUCACCCAGACCCCUCUAGAGGGCAGUAAUGUGCCUCAGCAACCACAGUUUAAAGAUGUGCCAGUAACUUACAAAGGCUCCACGGAGUCUUAUAUUGAAAAAGUCAUGAUUUCCUCGAAUGCAGAAGAAGCUUUUCUCAUCAAAAUCCUACUGAGGCAAACACGGAGGCCGGAAAUUGGGGAUAAAUUCAGCAGUCGGCAUGGACAGAAAGGUGUAUGCGGUUUGAUAGUUCAGCAAGAAGAUAUGCCGUUUGCUGAUACAGGGAUUUGCCCCGAUAUCAUCAUGAAUCCUCAUGGUUACCCUUCCCGUAUGACGGUUGGGAAGCUGAUCGAACUCUUGGCCGGAAAGGCCGGGGUCUUGGAUGGCAGAUUUCACUAUGGAACAGCCUUUGGGGGCAGCAAAGUAAAGGAUGUGUGUGAAGACCUGAUACGAUACGGUUAUAAUUACUUGGGGAAAGAUUAUGUAACCUCUGGGAUAACUGGAGAACCUUUGGAGGCUUAUAUUUACUUUGGCCCUGUGUACUACCAGAAGCUGAAGCACAUGGUGCUAGAUAAGAUGCAUGCCCGAGCAAGAGGACCCAGAGCUGUUCUUACAAGGCAGCCCACUGAAGGACGAUCCCGUGAUGGUGGAUUGCGUCUUGGAGAGAUGGAACGUGACUGUUUGAUCGGCUAUGGUGCCAGCAUGCUGCUCCUGGAGAGGCUGAUGAUUUCCAGCGACGCCUUUGAGGUGGAUGUUUGUGGACAGUGCGGAUUACUUGGUUAUUCUGGCUGGUGCCAUUACUGCAAAUCAUCCUGCCACGUAUCUUCCUUGCGGAUCCCCUACGCCUGCAAACUCCUGUUCCAAGAACUACAGUCGAUGAAUAUCAUACCCAGGCUUAAGCUGUCAAGAUACAACGAGUGACCACCUUGUUAAAAAUGAAUAAACCAGGGAGAAGUAAGGAUUAGGAUAGAGACGCCGUGUGGCAGACGCUGAUUUAUUUAUGGGGCGCCCGGUGUUUCUGCGGGGCUGGCUGUGUGCCACAGGUACAGGCGGGCGCGGAUAUCUGGAUUUCGGGAUGGACGAGUUGUACGUCUCGUGGCGCUUUUUUUUUUUUUUUUGUAUUUUAUUUGUAAAAAUGAUAGACGUUCGGAGAACAUUGAGACCCAUGGAUGUGAGGAGAUGUUUUGUAGAUUAUUUACGUUCCUCGCCUGUGCUGAACAUUAAUAAAAUGUGAAA
Molecule: messenger RNA, 3673 nt
Organism: Hyla sarda
Lineage: Eukaryota; Metazoa; Chordata; Amphibia; Anura; Hylidae
Gene: POLR3B
Product: RNA polymerase III subunit B
Exons: 26
Coding region: 140-3358 (1072 amino acids)
Biological process (GO): DNA-templated transcription
Cellular component (GO): RNA polymerase III complex
Molecular function (GO): DNA binding; ribonucleoside binding; DNA-directed RNA polymerase activity
Source: RefSeq, a predicted model, not a curated record